GUUGAUGUGUCGUGAUUGUCUGAUUAAAAAUAUCAAUAUUUUGGAUUUUAUGAAAGAAAAGCUAUAAAUUUUAACUUAUUUUACAUACUUAUAUACUAAUACAUUCAGCCAACCAUUUCAUAAUAGGGUCAUGGACGUCAGGGACAUGGAUUCGAGCAGCUCUACAUUUACCGAUAUAACAAGCGACCACGGUAAAAGCAUAAUACACAUCGACAUAGACUGUUUUUAUGCUCAAGUAGAAAUGUUACGGAAACCAGAAUUACGCUCAGAACCACUUGGAAUUCAACAGAAAAAUAUCGUCGUAACAAGUAAUUAUGAGGCAAGAAAAUACGGAAUUAAAAAGUGUAUGCUUGUUACAGAAGCACUCAAAGUAUGCCCUAAUUUAAAGUUAUUAAAUGGAGAAGACUUACACGAUUACAGAGCUGCCUCAAAUAAAAUAUUUUUACUUUUACAAAAUUGGAAAUCUCCAGUAGAGAAGUUAGGUAUGGAUGAAAAUUUUAUUGAUGUCACAAAUUUGAUUCAAGAAAAAUUAAAAAGUACAAAUAUUGGUAAUCUUACAAUCACUGGUCAUUUAUACAGUGAACCCUCUAUGGAUUGCCCCUGCGGCUGUCACACAAGACUGAAAAUAGCAUCACAAAUAGCUAAUGAAAUGCGUCAAAAGAUACUGGAUGAUUUAGGUUUCACAACAUGUGCAGGCGUUGCACAUAACAAAUUACUUUCAAAACUAAUCUGUCCCUUACACAAACCAAAUGAUCAGACUACUAUUUAUCCAGAACAUGGUGUAAGUUUUAUGUCAACUCUAGAGAGUGUACGCUCUAUUCCAAGUAUAGGAUCGAAAACAACAGAAACAUUAAUAUCACACAACAUUAUAUCUGUCAGUGAUUUACAACAAGUGUCCCUAGAUGUUUUAAAAAAACACUUUAGCAGUGACAUGGCUGUUAGACUGAAAAAUUUAAGUUUAGGUGAGGAUAAUACUCCAGUCAAACAAACGGGCAGACCACAAAGUAUAGGUUUAGAAGAUAGUUUUAAGACAGUUAGUGUAAAGAGUGAAGUUGAGGAAAAGUUUACUGCACUUUUACAAAGGUUGCUCAUUCUGGUUAGGGAAGAUGGUCGCAUUCCUGUCUCAUUAAGAGUGACUCUAAGAAAGAAAGAUGUAAAAAGACUCAGUAGUCACAGAGAGUCGAGGCAAUGCCAGAUCUCACCAUCUAUUUUCACAAUUAACAGUGGCACGGUUUCAGUCACAGAAGCAGGGCAGGAGAAACUUAUGACCAUAAUAAUGAGAUUAUUUAAUAAACUUAUUGAUUUAUCUAAACCAUUCCAUUUGACAUUAGUAGGGUUGGCUUUUACAAAGUUCCAAGAACGGAUGACUGGAAGAAGUUCUAUUGUGAAUUACCUCAUGAAUGAUUUAUCUGUCCAGUCAGUUCUCAACAUACAGAGUGACUGUGAUACAUCAGCAUCCUCCAUGGAUUACUCUGCAGUGUCCCCCAGCAGCAGCACAACAACUGAUCUCUCUGAUGCUGAAGUGGAACCAUCACCAAAAAAGCCUAAAAAGGUAACAUGGAUUGCCAAAAGACGAUGUUUAUCCAGAGAAGAUGUUGCAUCACCUAGUAAGUUGAAAGUGGGGGAAUUGAGGUUGAAUUCAAAGGAACUUGAAAAGGUCUCAGAGCUAAGACUGAAUUCCAGAGACAGGUCUUUAACUCCAAGAGCGAGUCCUGCAAAAGAUGUGUCUGAUAAUUCAGAUGCAAUGAGAGACAUUGCUGAAGGUGGCAAUUGUGAUGAAUGUCCAAGUUAUGUUGAUAAAGAAGUAUUUAAUGCACUGCCAGAAGAAAUGCAACAAGAAUUAAAAUCAAUGUGGAAAAAUCCCUCCAAUUCAGAUAUGCCAAGAGCUAUCACUCGCAACAUGAACAAAACCAAACCAAACUCAAUUAUGAAAUACUUUGUUCCACAAAAAUAGUAUUAAUAAUUUGCCUUGUUAUUUUAAGUGAUAAGUGAAUGGUAUCUAUUUUUUCAAAUCAUACAAUUUUUAUUAAUCUGAUCAAAUACAUGUUUAUGUUAUA
This is a messenger RNA of Colias croceus (clouded yellow), 2057 nucleotides long. It is a transcript of the gene PolI, whose product is annotated as DNA polymerase iota. Gene Ontology annotation, molecular function: DNA-directed DNA polymerase activity; damaged DNA binding. The transcript has 2 exons. The record is from RefSeq and is a predicted model, not a curated record. NCBI's taxonomy places the organism in Eukaryota, Metazoa, Arthropoda, Insecta, Lepidoptera, Pieridae. Gene Ontology annotation, biological process: translesion synthesis. Bases 131 to 1954 code for a protein of 607 amino acids.